Arabidopsis arenosa is the source of this 1888-nucleotide messenger RNA. NCBI's taxonomy places the organism in Eukaryota, Viridiplantae, Streptophyta, Magnoliopsida, Brassicales, Brassicaceae. The record is from the annotation of a GenBank genome assembly.
UAGACAAAACCGUCACCGAGUUCGGUCGGAUCCAACAGACUCCGUCCGGUCGCGGAAGCCAUUGAUUCAGUUACAGUUACAAGUUUAGGGUUUUAAAGUUGUAACCUUUCAAAAAUAUCUUGUGAAUGGCUAUAAUCGCAGAAUUAGUGGUUUAACCGGAAGGAGGAAGUAAGCAUGAGCGUGGGAAGCGGGGUCGAGCAUGUAUUGAACUAUCUGAAACGUAGGCAGCUCGAGAAUCCUGGUUUCUUAUAUGCAAUUGAGGACGAUUGUGGAAAUGUUUUCUGGGCGGAUCCAACUUGCAGGUUGAAUUACACCUACUUUGGUGAUACCUUAGUUUUUGACACCACCUACAGGAGGGGUAAGAGGUAUCAAGUGCCAUUUGCUGCCUUCACCGGGUUCAACCAUCAUGGGCAGCCUGUUCUUUUUGGUUGUGCUCUCAUACUCAACGAGUCCGAGUCCUCCUUUGCGUGGCUUUUCCAGACUUGGCUUCAAGCAAUGUCUGCUCCCCCUCCUCCUUCUAUCACAGUUGAACCAGAUCGCCUGAUACAGGUUGCUGUUUCUCGAGUUUUCAGUCAGACCCGCCUUCGUUUCAGCCAGGCCCUCAUCUUCAAGGAAACUGAGGAGAAACUUGCUCACGUCUAUCAGUCUCAUCCUACCUUUGAAUCCGAAUUUAUAAACUGUGUUACUGGGACAGAAACGGCUGCCGAGUUUGAGGCAUCUUGGGACUCUAUCGUCAGAAGAUAUUAUUUAGAGGAUAACGACUGGCUCCAGUCCAUUUAUAAUGCUAGGCAACAAUGGGUCCGUGUUUUCAUCCGAGACACCUUUUAUGGAGAGCUGUCUACAAAUGAAGGAAGCAGCUUUUUGAACUCAUUCUUCCAAGGGUUUGUGGAUGCAUCAACUACGAUGCAAAUGCUCAUAAAACAGUAUGAGGAAGCAAUUGAUAGUUGGCGUGAGAAAGAACUGAAAGCAGAUUAUGAAGCAACUAACUCUACUCCAAUUAUGAAGACGCCCUCUCCCAUGGAAAAGCAAGCUGCUAGCCUGUAUACAAGGGUAGCAUUCAUCAAGUUUCAGGAGGAGUUUGUUGAGACCCUUGCAAAUCAUGCAAAUAGGAUUAGUGAUUCAGGAACUCGCACUACUUAUCGUGUGGCUAAGUUCGGAGAAGUUCACAAAGGUCAUACUGUCAGUUUUGACUUUCUUGAGGUGAAAGCUAAUUGCAGCUGUCAAAUGUUUGAGUAUUCAGGGAUUAUUUGUAGACACAUCUUGGCGGUUUUCAGGGCCAAAAAUGUUCUUACUCUUCCAUCUCGGUAUCUACUGAGGCGAUGGACCAAAGAAGCAAAGAUUAGAGGCACUGAGGAACAACCUGAGUUUUCAAACAGCUGUCAAGAAUCUUUAAAUGUCUGCUACGACAGUCUACGCCAAGAAGCAACCAAGUAUGUCGAGGAAGGUGCCAAAUCUAUUCAGAUCUAUAAAGUUGCGAUGGAUGCUUUGGAUGAAGCUGCCAAGAAGGUUGCUGCUGCAAGUAACAUUAGAGGAGCAACACCUGGAACUACGCUUCCCAAUGGGGAAGCUUACCCGUCCGAGGAAGCUCGAGAAACUGCAAAUGCAAUUAAUCAUCCAGGGGGUGAAAAAGAGAGGACGAUACUUGAACUGACAGCUGAAUUGGAGAGGACAGGCCAGCGAUGCGAAGUUUAUCGAGCAAACCUGCUGUCUAUUUUGAGAGAUAUGGAAGAACAGAAGUUUCAGCUAUCUCACAAGGUACAAAAUGCUAGACUAAGCUUGAAAGAGUGAGUGCAAUCUGCUGGAUACAUAACAUCACAAUUCAACCCACGUACUAUGGUUGGUAACUUGGUAUGGCAGACAUUUCUGGGAAUAAACUUAAUGUUCUUAC